This is a messenger RNA of Funneliformis caledonium, 534 nucleotides long. The record is from the annotation of a GenBank genome assembly. Lineage: Eukaryota; Fungi; Glomeromycota; Glomeromycetes; Glomerales; Glomeraceae.
AUGAGUCACCACUUGUUUACCUCACCUCUUAUAAAAGUACCUACACCCAACUUUGAGGAAUUUUUGAAGCGAACCAUUGAACGUAUGAGCCCUUCUACAUUAAUUAAUUCGUAUGGAAAAGGAAAAGGACUUGAUGCACACUUACUUGAGAGAACUUGGCAAAUGGUGUGGUACCGAACUGCAACAACCGUAGCCCCAAAGGAUACAUCAGUUAGUCCUGAUGUUGGUGCUACAUUUAGCGCGAACGGAUUUCUAGAUUUUUUUGUUAACAGUGAUUAUUGUUGGGGAAUUGAGCUAACUCGGGAGGGUAAUCGUUUGAAAGAGCAUGCAGAAAGAUUUGUUAAUGGUGGUAAAUACGACAAGAUUCCGAUGAAAAAUUGGGCUAUCAUUGAUUUCCGAUGUUAUCAAAAAGAAGUAAAGGAAUUAAAAACAAACUUUUGGUACGUUCUUUAUGCGAAUGACUAUAAAAGUGUUACUAUAAAACGUAGUGGUCAGCAGGAUGAAGUUCUUUUCUUGAAAGGCGAUAAAGUGUAA